ACAUAUCGGGCGUGCUGGAGGCGAGCGGCCAGCUGACACACACACACACACACACACACACAGCACAGGGUCUAAACGUGGCUAACAGCGUUCCUCCGGAUUUCUCCUCUGCCUCGCCACAGAGUCCUGCAUCCUCCUGACCGAUGUUUCCGACCGACUGAAACACGGGGAUUUAUUCCUUCCGGUUAUGUUUUGUUGACUGUUAAUAAUAAUAAGAAAAAAAAAACAGCCAAAAUCCUGUCUACAUUAUGUUUUUGUUAGCAUUCCAUGCUAGAAGACGUUUGACUAGCGUGUACCCGGGGCCGCUGGGUUUGCAGUUCGUGCUGUGGAUUGUAUGUGCUGUUUACGGAGAGGAGCAGCCCUUCAGCGUGGAGGCAUGGCUGCAACGGUAUGGCUACCUCCCCCCCUCAGACCCUAGAAUGUCGGUGCUGCGCUCGGCUCAGAGUAUGCAGUCUGCUAUCGCUGCCAUGCAGCGGCUCUACGGCCUCAACGUCACCGGUGCACUCGACAAGAACACCAUAGACGCUAACACAAUAAGGUGGAUGAAAAAGCCCCGCUGCGGUGUCCCAGAUCAGCUUGGCGGCGCCUCCAGAUUCAGCGUACGAAAACGGCGCUACGCUCUCACUGGACAGAAGUGGCAACACAAGCAUAUCACAUACAGCAUAAAGAACGUCACACCAAAGGUUGGCGCAGAUGAGACCCAUGAUGCCAUCCGACGGGCGUUUGACGUGUGGCAGAAUGUAACACCGCUGCGUUUUGAGGCCGUUCCCUACAGCGAACUGGAGCGAAAUAAGAAAGAUGUGGAUAUUACAAUCAUAUUUGCCUCUGGCUUUCAUGGAGACAGCUCUCCCUUUGAUGGGGAAGGGGGCUUUCUGGCACAUGCUUACUUUCCUGGGCCAGGCAUUGGAGGAGACACACAUUUUGACUCAGACGAGCCCUGGACCCUGGGGAACCCUAACCAUGAUGGAAAUGACCUGUUCCUGGUGGCUGUUCAUGAGCUGGGGCAUGCUUUAGGUUUGGAGCACUCCAACGACCCCACAGCCAUUAUGGCCCCUUUCUACCAGUACAUGGACACAGAGAACUUCAAACUGCCUCAUGAUGACCUACAGGGCAUCCAGAAGAUUUAUGGCCCCCCAGACAAGAUCCCUCAGCCUACAAAACCCUUACCAACUGCCCCCCCUCCACGCUCUCACCCCCCCUCAGACCCACGCAAACAUGACCGUCAGACACGACCGCCACGUUUACCCACAGGGGACAAACCCAGUCAUCCCAACGGCAAGCCCAACAUCUGUGACGGAGACUUUAACACACUCGCCAUCCUGCGCCGAGAGAUGUUUGUGUUUAAGGAUCACUGGUUUUGGAGGGUCAGAGACAACACGGUAAUGCCAGGUUAUCCCAUGCUAAUCAACGUCUUCUGGAGGGGUCUGCCAGCCAGGAUAGACGCCGUCUAUGAGAACAGCGAGGGCAAGUUUGUUUUUUUUAAAGGAAAGCAGUUUUGGGUGUUCAAGGACACUAUACUCCAGCCUGGCUACCCAAAGGACAUCUCCAUGUUUGGGAACGGAAUGCCAGCACAAAGUAUUGAGACUGCCGUCUGGUGGGAGGAUGUAGCCAAGACUUACUUCUUCAAAGGAGACAGAUAUUGGAGAUACAAUGAGGAUAUGCGGACCAUGGAUCCCGGAUACCCGAAGUCCAUUGCCGUGUGGAAAGGUGUUCCAGAUUCUCCUCAGGGUGCCUUCGUAGACAAAGCUAAUGGUUUCACAUACUUCUACAAAGAUAAAGAGUACUGGAAGUUCAACAACCAGAGGCUGCGGGUGGAGCCCGGCUACCCUCGCUCCAUCCUCAAGGACUUCAUGGGCUGUGAUCUGACACCCAUCGAUCCUGAACACAUCCCCACUGAGGACGUGGACAUCGUCAUCAAGCUGGACAACGAGGCCAGCACAGUGAAAGCCAUUGCCAUUGUCAUCCCCUGCAUCCUGGCACUGUGUCUUCUGGUGCUGAUCUACACCAUCUUUCAGUUCAAAAGAAAGGGCACGCCACGCCACAUACUGUACUGCAAGCGCUCCAUGCAGGAGUGGGUGUGAGACAGAGCCCUGCCCAGGCCCACCCCUUUACUUCAAUUCCCCCCUGGCAGAUGCCAUGGUGGCAAAGCCCACCUUAAACCUGCGUAUGGCCCUGAUCUCCCUCUGUCUUGCUCCAUUUCUCUGAGGAGCAGAGAGGGCCUUUGCCUAAAUCUACUCCCUCCAGGAGAGGAAGGGUGCAUCAUCCUUACUCCCAUUCCCUUUCCCUGCAGCUCAGUGCACCUGCUUUAGGACCAGGGAGGGUUUCAGAUCAGACUCCCAUGGUGCAUUGCGACGUCCUGCGUCAAAUCAGGUCUUAACUGUUUUAAGUGGGGAAAAAGCUGAUUGCUAUAGCCCUAGGUUUUACUCCCAACUGCACGUUUGAUAGAAAGAAAAAAAAGAAUAGCGGAAUAUUGCUCAUCCUAAAAGUUACUUGAAUUCAACAAAUACAUCCUAAACGCUUACCUUUUCUUUUUAUUUUUUAAAACUUUUCUUUUGCUUUGAUCCUUAAUAGUACUUUGAACCAGACAUAUUUCCAAUUCCCUUUAAGCACUCCUGAAACAAAAAAAAAACAAACAAAAAAAAAACACGAGUCCAAACCAAAAAAACACAGCGAUAAGAAGUCGGUAACUCAUGACUGUUCUGGCAGUCUGUCUCAAAAAACAGGGGCCAAAAUAUUCUGCAAUAUUUUUAACAGCCUUAAUUGUAGAUCAUGUUUUUUCUUGCUGGGUCUUUUUUUGUGCUUUGCUUUGUCAGCAAGCCAGUGGGUGGUGUCUAUUGUGUUGCUACCUUUGUCCAUCUUUUCGUUAACCAAGUUUGCCACUGCGUGGUUCUGCCAAGUCAGCGGUUGAGGAGCGAGCAGUAGUGCGCUUAAAGUGAAAAAUGUUGGUGGGAUCAGAGGGAAGGUUUCUAGUCACAUCAUCAGCUAAUAUGUUACUGCUACUAUCUGAUGAGCUCAGUCAGUGUAUCAAUCAGAUAGUGCUUUAGAGAAUAACUUGUUUGUUCCUGUUUACCUGCCCUGCAACAGAGCCGGGAGAGCUUCUCUGAAAGGAACUUGCAGUCAGCAGAGAGUAUGUCAACACUCUUCUGGACUGCCUUGUUUUGGUGGGUGACAUUGAAAUCUCAAAGCCUUGGCACACUGCACAUGGACAAGAGCAUCUCAGGACACUGCUUGUGCAUACGAGCAUUCAUGUCCAUGUUUGUGUCCUCUGCCUGACUGCAGAAGAUGAAAGAAAAGAAAUAAAUCACAUGGUCAUGGUAAAAAAAAAAAAAAUUAAUUUGAAUGGACCCAGAACUGUUAAAACGCCUCAUGGCAUGCAACUUGAACUCAGCCUAUUGCAUUGAAAGGACUUGAUCUGAAACUCCUAAAUAUACAGUACCUUGCUUGCAAUUGUCUUUUUAUUUGUUUUCUUAUAUUCUUGGUACAUUAAAUAACAACAACAAAAAGAAUGGUCUCAACCUCAAGGUACAAGUGGUACGCAAAAGAGCUGAGCAGUCAUCAGGAAUUCUUAUUUUUUUGGCUGAUACUGGUCAUAAAGAAAAAAUCUUGAUUUGUUACUAAUUCAUUCUAACUGACAGAAACUGACAAACAUGUUGCUCUUUGGCAAGCAUUGUUUGAAUAUGGGUCUGUAUCAUGCUGAUGUCUUCUUUUAUAUUUGUUGAAGAACAAAUGAGACAAUUAUGUGUAAGACUCCAAAUGGGACGAGGGAUCUGUCCUGACAGAAAAAUAAAUUGAUUAGUAUAACA
Molecule: messenger RNA, 3803 nt
Organism: Silurus meridionalis
Lineage: Eukaryota; Metazoa; Chordata; Actinopteri; Siluriformes; Siluridae
Product: matrix metalloproteinase-16-like
Exons: 11
Coding region: 249-2081 (610 amino acids)
Biological process (GO): proteolysis; skeletal system development; collagen catabolic process
Cellular component (GO): extracellular matrix
Molecular function (GO): metalloendopeptidase activity; zinc ion binding
Source: RefSeq, a predicted model, not a curated record